Messenger RNA from Entrophospora candida, 408 nucleotides. The record is from the annotation of a GenBank genome assembly. NCBI's taxonomy places the organism in Eukaryota, Fungi, Glomeromycota, Glomeromycetes, Entrophosporales, Entrophosporaceae.
GGUCAUAAGAAUAGUAACUAUGAUGUUAAAGAAAUAAAUAAAUUCAUAAGGCUUGUAAGGAACUUUUUACAAACAAGGUCAAUAAUGUCACUUUCAACAGCGAAUGAACCUGUUCUUCAGGUUUGGCAAUGGGUGUUAAAGGAAUUUGGGGAAUGCAUUUCAGUGCUGAUGAUGCAUGAGAUUUUGAACAAAGGAAAAAAACAGUUGAAUAUAUAUAUGAACACUAUUGCAAAAGGCAAAGCAAUUGGAUCAAAUCCAGGAGUUUGUGAUACUCGGAUUAAGGUGACUAAGUCAGAUCUAAACAAUAAUAAACUUGAGGGAUUUGUUUUUAUGGUUAUUGGAUUCCGAUGUAUUAUAUUGAGGAAUGUUGAGGUAUUACUUUCAAAUUAUAGGUAUAACAAAAACUAG